AUGUUCCGCCAGGCCGCGCUGCGCCACCUGUCGUCCCGGAUGCUGCCCCUCGCGGCCGCCGUGGCGCUCCAGAAGAAGGAGAGGAAAGAGACCGGCCUCUACCACUGGCGGCGUGAGAAGCACCCUUACUACAACCUUACAGUGAAAAUCCUUCGAGCCAGAAACAUUAAAGGAACAGAUGUGUUUUCCAAGGCAGAUUGUUAUGUGGAGUUGCGUCUGCCAACUGCAUCGCCAGUUACAUACCGAACUCAGGUUAUUGACAACUCCAGUAACCCGGAGUGGAAUGAAACUUUCCAGUAUAGAAUUAACAGUGCUCUCAAGAACACACUUGAGUUGACACUCUUUGAUGAAGAUGUUCUUGUUAGUGAUGAACUGACUUCUGUUGUGUUUGAUGUGACCGGAAUUAAGCCAGGCCGUCCUGUGAAAAACACUUUCAAACUAAAAGAGGACAAGGAGGAGCUGGAUGUAGUGUUUUUGCUAGAGAAAAGUUCAGAUACUCCUACCGAAGUUCUCACAAAUGGGGUCCUUGUGGCUCACCAGUGCCUUUGCCUGCAAGGAGUAAUUAACAAAGAUGAAAAGUUAAAGCUGAGAGAACAUGGCACCAACCAAUUCAAGCUUUCACUUCCGGGAUCAUAUGAGAAGCAGCUGAGCAUCCCUUGCAAAACAGACUCUGAUCAGAAUUGUGGGAUUCCAUUUGUCUUUCACAUUGGCAAAGAUAUGUGUUCAGAACUGGGUGUGGAGGUGGAGCAAACCAUUACAGUCCUUCAGGAUGGAGUGAGUCCUGACUUCGAAAAGCACAGCACAGUUCUUGGAUCAGGGACUGUUCCGUUUCAUUCACUUCCUUUGGGAAAGGACGUUGAAAUGACUGUUCCGUUAGGAAAAGAACAAAGCGUGGAUCUACAUGUGAAAGCUGAACAACCCAAAAGAAAUCUUGAUGUUCGUCUUGGUUUUGAUCUUUGUCAAGAAGAGUGGCAAUUUUUGGACAAGAGGAAGAAAAUAGUUUCGCAGGCUCUAACUAGGGCACUCAAACUGAGAGAGGACCCCAGCAAAGAUGAGGUUCCUGUGGUUGCAGUCUUAGGAUCUGGUGGAGGGAUGAGAGCAUUGACAUCAUUCUAUGGCAGUCUGCUUGGGCUUCAGCAGCUAAACCUUCUGGAUGCUGUCAUAUACCUGACUGGAAUUUCUGGCUCUACUUGGUGUUUGUCAACACUUUACCAGGAUUCUGAAUGGUCACAUAAAGAUCUCAGACAGCCGAUCAGUAAUGCCCAGCAUAAAAUAUCCAGCAGUAAAGUAGGAGCCUUUUCCUCAGAGCGUCUGAAGUAUUAUUUCCAGGAACUGAAUGCAAUGGAAAAUGAGGGACGCAAAGCAUCUUUCACGGAUCUGUGGGGGCUUAUUAUAGAGUAUUUCCUACUGCAGAAGGAAGACCCAUCAAAGCUGUCUGAUCAGCAGGAAGCUGUGAAAGAGGCACAAAAUCCUUACCCCAUCUAUGCAGCAGUUAACGUGAGGCCCAAUGUUAGUGGAGAUGACUUUGCAGAAUGGUGCGAGUUCACUCCAUAUGAGGUUGGAUUUCGCAAGUACGGUGCUUUUAUCCGAACAGAAGACUUUGACAGUGAGUUCUUCAUGGGACGGUUGAUUAAGAAGCAUCCUGAGCCCAGGAUCUGCUACCUGCUGGGAAUGUGGGGCAGUGCCUUUGCAGCAAGCCUGGAUGAUGUCUUUUUGAAGGUGGUCGGUUCAGGGUUGAGCUUUCUAGAAUCUCUGGGUGAUGUUGUCAAAGUUAUAGAUGACAGUAAACGAUUCCAUUUCCGAGAUCCUAUGAGACUGAAGACUCGUCUGGUCAUACCAGGUGGACCAUUGGUGCAAAUCUUCCAGGAUUUUUUCAAGUCACGUGUUACGGCUGGGGAAACUUUCAAUUUCAUGCAGGGCUUGUUACUCCACAGGGAUUAUGUCAACCUUAAUAAAUUUGUGGCAUGGAAAGGCACCCAUUUAGAUGCUUUUCCUAAUCAGCUGACUCCAAUGGAAGAGAGUCUCUACCUCGUAGAUGGAGGUUUUUCUAUCAAUUCUGCCUUUCCCAUGGUUCUUCAACCAGAACGAGAUGUUGAUGUCAUUCUGUCAUUCAAUUACUCCUGGGAAGCACCUUUUGAGGUCCUUCAACUGACUCAGAAAUACUGCAAAGAGCGGGAGAUACCUUUUCCAGAAAUCGUCUUAAACAAAGAAGAUGAGGAGAGUCCUAAAGAGUGUUACAUGUUUCUCGAUGCUGAGAAUGCAAGGGCCCCCAUAGUCCUUCAUUUCCCUCUGGUUAACGACACAUUCUACAAAUACAAAGCGCCAGGAAAAGAACGUGAAUCAGAAGAGGAGAUAGCCUUUGGUGAUUUUGCAGUUGAAGGAAAAGAUUCACCAUACCGAACACUAAAUUUCACCUUUGAGCCCCAUGAUUUUGACAGGCUGGUAGAACUGAAUUGCUACAAUGUGCUGAAUAAUAAGGAUGCUAUUUUGGAAGCAUUAAAGUUGGCUUUAAACAGACGAAAGUUGAAAAAUGAUAAUAAUAGGAAGAGAUAAGUACUUCCUUGUGUUGCUUCAUAAACAAUUCAAGUAGAAAUAAUGAGCCUACAAAAUACCUUUUUGUGUGAAUGGAAAUUGAACUACUAAAUCCCCUGCACAUUGCACCGAAAGCUGAAUUUGCAUACAAAAGAAGCACUUUACUCUUUCCUUAUCAGAUUCUGUCUUCAGUUCUCUGCAGCAGGCACAA
This is a messenger RNA of Euleptes europaea (tarantolino), 2743 nucleotides long. It is a transcript of the gene PLA2G4F, whose product is annotated as phospholipase A2 group IVF. Gene Ontology annotation, molecular function: calcium-dependent phospholipid binding; calcium ion binding. Gene Ontology annotation, biological process: glycerophospholipid catabolic process. Gene Ontology annotation, cellular component: cytosol. Lineage: Eukaryota; Metazoa; Chordata; Lepidosauria; Squamata; Sphaerodactylidae. The record is from RefSeq and is a predicted model, not a curated record. The coding region runs from base 1 to 2553 and encodes 850 amino acids. The transcript has 20 exons.